Molecule: messenger RNA, 735 nt
Organism: Ipomoea nil (Japanese morning glory)
Lineage: Eukaryota; Viridiplantae; Streptophyta; Magnoliopsida; Solanales; Convolvulaceae
Product: aldehyde dehydrogenase family 7 member A1-like
Exons: 6
Coding region: 129-704 (191 amino acids)
Molecular function (GO): aldehyde dehydrogenase (NAD+) activity
Source: RefSeq, a predicted model, not a curated record
UGUGAAUUCACAAGAGUUUCUGAGAAUGUUUCUGGUGAUUUAAUAUUUUGGAUGGAAUGCAUGCAUUGCAUUAGUAUGUGGCAACUGUGUUGUCUGGUGCGCCAACUACACCAUUGGUUACAAUAGCAAUGACAAAAAUUAUUGAUGGGGUGUUAGAGAAAAACAAUUUGCCUGGUGCAAGUUUCACUGCUUUUUGUGGGGGUGCUGAAAUUGGUCAAGCCAUAGCAAAAGAUACACGAAUCCCUCUAGUGUCAUUCACUGGUAGCUCAAAGGUGGGUCUUUCAGUACAACAAAUAGUAAAUCAGAGGUUUGGUAAAUGCCUACUUGAGUUAAGUGGUAAUAAUGCUAUAAUUGUAAUGGAUGAUUCCGAAAUUGAACUUGUGGUUCGUGCUGUUUUGUUUGCUACGGUUGGAACAGCUGGUCAGUGCUGUACAACAUGCCGUAGGCUGCUUCUUCAUGAAAGUAUAUAUCACAAAGUAGUUGAACGACUUCUUGAUGUAUACAAGCAAAUUAAGAUAGGGGAUCCUUUAGAGAAGGGUACCUUGCUUGGACCAUUGCAUACACGUGCUUCAAGGGAGAACUUUGAGAAGGGAAUUCAGAAAAUUAUAUCGGAGGGAGGCAAGAUCCUUACAGGAGGUUCAGUUAUACCAUCUGGGGGGGAACUUUGUGAAGCCAACAAUAGUAGAAAUAUCUCCAAGUGCUAAUGUGGUGAAGGAAGAGUUGUUUGGCCCAAUU